Messenger RNA from Vigna unguiculata (cowpea), 1378 nucleotides. It is a transcript of the gene NF-YC2, whose product is annotated as nuclear factor Y, subunit C2. Gene Ontology annotation, cellular component: nucleus. Gene Ontology annotation, molecular function: DNA-binding transcription factor activity, RNA polymerase II-specific; protein heterodimerization activity; RNA polymerase II cis-regulatory region sequence-specific DNA binding. Lineage: Eukaryota; Viridiplantae; Streptophyta; Magnoliopsida; Fabales; Fabaceae. The record is from RefSeq and is a predicted model, not a curated record. Gene Ontology annotation, biological process: regulation of transcription by RNA polymerase II.
CUUUGAUUUCAAACGCUCACACUCUUCAACUUCACUGUCUACCUCCUUAUAUUCAAACCAAACCUCACUAUUCUUUCUUUACCCUUACUUUCUCUCGCCUAGGGUUUUCUCCACCAUUGACCUCACAGUCCAACGCAAAGCCUCGCCCAAUUUUUAUGGAACUAUAGAGAAGACAGUUUGAAGGUAAAAUCUUAAAGCAGAAAAUCAUCAUGGAUAAAUCAGAGGGAACUCCACAGCGGCAGCAGCAACAACAGCAGCAGCAUGUGAUGGGAGUUGCAGCAGGUGCUAACCAAAUAACCUAUUCUCAUUACCAGACUGCUCCCGUGGUGGCUGCUGGCACACCUGCUGUAGCUGUUCCUUCCCCAACACAGGCUCCUGCUGCCUUCUCUAGCUCUGCUCACCAGCUUGCUUUCCAGCAAGCCCAACAUUUCCACCAUCAACAGCAGCAGCACCAACAGCAGCAGCUGCAAAUGUUCUGGUCUAAUCAAAUGCAAGAAAUCGAUCAAACCAUUGACUUUAAAAAUCACAGUCUUCCUCUUGCUCGAAUAAAAAAGAUAAUGAAAGCUGAUGAAGAUGUCCGAAUGAUUUCAGCAGAAGCUCCAGUCAUAUUUGCAAAAGCAUGUGAAAUGUUCAUAUUAGAGUUGACAUUACGUUCUUGGAUUCACACAGAAGAGAACAAAAGGAGAACCUUACAAAAGAAUGAUAUAGCAGCUGCUAUUUCAAGAAACGAUGUAUUUGAUUUCUUGGUUGAUAUUAUUCCAAGAGACGAGUUGAAAGAGGAAGGACUUGGAAUAACCAAGGCCACUAUUCCAUUAGUGGGUUCUCCCGCUGAUAUGCCCUAUUACUAUGUCCCUCCACAGCAUCCUGCUGGACCUCCUGGGAUGAUCAUGGGAAAGCCAGUUGAUCAAGCAGCACUAUAUUCUACACAGCAGCCUCGACCUACCAUGGCUUUCAUGCCAUGGCCCCAUACACAACCCCAGCCACAGCAACCACCCCAACAGCAACAACAACAGCAGCAGCAAACAGAUUCAUGAUGAUUAUGUGCAAUUCAAUUAGGUUUGGGAAGUAGCACGCAUCUUUUGAUUACAAAUUUACUUCAUGCCUUUCGGCAGUAGUUUAGCUUAUGCAUUGAAGAAAGCCGCAGAUUGUUUGAGGAUUUUUGCACUCAUUUGUGAUUGUAUGUGCUCUCUUAACGAUUGGUGUGAUAGUUGAUUUAGUUUGCAGCUGCCCAUAACUAGUGAUCUUAGGUGCUUAAUUAGGGAGUUAAAUGUUAAAAAAUAGUUUAUUUGUAAUGUUAUAGCAGAAAGUAGGUCUGAUUCAGUAUUCCAUUUCAUUCCAAUGGCUGAAUUAUAUAUGCUUAUCUGCAUUUUUCUUGUCA